UCAGUCCCGGAAGUUCUUCCACAGUCGCCAUAUUACGAAUAAUACACAUGGGACUGCGGCAUUGCUCGUAAUAAACAUGCCUCAGUAUUGUUGUGUACCGGAAUGUAAAAGUCGGCAAGGUGGGCACAAUUUUCCUAAGGACUCAGGGCUUCGUUUGAAGUGGAGGGUGGCCAUUAAUCGCGUUUGCUCAAAAACAAAACGCCUUUGGAAUCCUGGUCGAUACAGUGUGGUGUGUGCGAAGCACUUCACCCCUUCUGAUUAUAGAGAGACAUUAACUGGUAACUAUAGAUGUUUGAAAUCAACAGCAGUGCCAACAAUAUUCAAUUUUGUUGAGAAAGCCAACAAUGCAGAUCCAUCUGUCACUGCUAGAGCUGAAAGAGCCCAGAAGCGGUCAGAAUUACUGCUGGAGAAUGUGCCUGUGCCAGAUAUCGGCAAUGAAGAAGUCAUCGUGACAGAGCCAGGAGAGAUCAGUGAUGCAGUGGAGGCGGAGGAAAUAGUAAAGGCAGAGGAACCUGUGCAGGCCGGGGUGCAGUGCAGCAUUUUGACGGAUGCUGGAAGCAAAUAUUCUGUGCAGCAAUUUGUAGACAACCCAGAUGCCAUUAUGUACUAUACAGGAUUUGAGAACUAUGAACAUUUUACUUUUUUUUUGAAGGUGCUUGGUCCAGCUGCAUACAGUUUGAAUUAUGAAUCUAAAUCUCUUUCUGUUGAGGAUCACCUUUUUUUAACCCUCAUCAAGCUUCGUCUUGCCAAAGAUGAUAAGGACCUUGGUUUCCUGUUUAAAGUUUCUUCAUCUACGGUUUCGAAGAUAGUUAACACGUGGGUAGUAUUUAUGUAUUAUCAGCUGUCAGAAAUAGACUUUUGGCCUGAUAAACAGACUGUUCAGGAGCACAUGCCUACAGACUUCAAAGCAAAAUUCCCUAAAACAAGAGUGAUCUUAGAUGCUACAGAAAUCCCUAUUCACAAACCUGACAAUGUUGCAGAUCAAAGUGCCACUUUUUCUACUUACAAAAACCGCAACACUUUAAAGGCUGUUGUUGGUUGCAGUCCAAGGGGCGUGUGUACAUAUGUAAGUGAGGCUUAUGGAGGGAGUACAAGUGACAGACAGAUCAUUGAAAGAUCCUCUUUGCUGCAAGAUAAAACCCUUUUCUGCCCUGGUGACAGCAUAAUGGCUGACAGAGGAAUAAUGGUUCAAGAUUUGUUUGCUGGACGGGAUGUCCAUGUCAACACACCUUCUAUGUUAAAAGGCAAGUCACAACUUGAACCAGACACAGUGAUUAGAGAUAGACGAGUUGCCUCAAAAAGAAUACAUGUAGAAAGGUUAAUUGGUCUUGGCAAAACUUAUAAAAUUUUGAAAAGAGAGCUUCAUAGCAAGAAAGUGCCCCUAGGAGGUAUGAUUAUCAAAGUGUGUUUUCUGAUGUCCAAUUUUAGAAGAUCUAUUGUUAGUAAAUAUGCAUAAGUGCUACCAAGGUUGUAUUAUU
Lingula anatina is the source of this 1478-nucleotide messenger RNA. RefSeq lists its product as uncharacterized. NCBI's taxonomy places the organism in Eukaryota, Metazoa, Brachiopoda, Lingulata, Lingulida, Lingulidae. The record is from RefSeq and is a predicted model, not a curated record.